UAAAAGCAUCGCUGGCACCUGUCAUUCGAUCCGCUACAGUAUACCACCUAACGGUCCUAUCACUCUAAUUCCACGGACUCGAUAAACCACUAAACAUCCACAAUGUCGACGAACGAGACCCCAGGAUCUUCCGCCGGCGCCUCCCUCGGUAACAAGAUCAAGAGCGCCUUCACGACCGCGCACGGCGCCGGCGAAUCUAUCCGCGGCAACGCGAUGGACGCCCUCGACGCCGCCUUCGGCACGCGUAAGCCCGAGAACGUCGCCGCCACGCGCCAGGGCGAGGCCGAGGUCCAGCAGGGCGUCGCCAACAUGGAUCAGAAGUACGGGAACGAGUACGCGGGGACGACGACGGAGCCCGCGGGCAACCCUCCGGUGGGUACCACGGGCGCGCGCGCGGCGGGGGUGACUGAGAACCAGAAUCGGCCUGUAGGGAGCGGAGCGGGUACGGCCGGCACCCUCUAG
Molecule: messenger RNA, 462 nt
Organism: Gloeophyllum trabeum ATCC 11539
Lineage: Eukaryota; Fungi; Basidiomycota; Agaricomycetes; Gloeophyllales; Gloeophyllaceae
Exons: 2
Coding region: 103-462 (119 amino acids)
Source: RefSeq, a predicted model, not a curated record